Molecule: messenger RNA, 966 nt
Organism: Knipowitschia caucasica
Lineage: Eukaryota; Metazoa; Chordata; Actinopteri; Gobiiformes; Gobiidae
Source: the annotation of a GenBank genome assembly
AUGGAGCUGUCUGCUGUGGGCGAGAGCGUGUUUGCAGCAGAGUCCAUCCUCAAAAGGAGAAUCAGACGGGGUCGCUGGGAAUAUCUGGUGAAAUGGAAGGGCUGGUCUCAGAAAUACAGCACAUGGGAGCCAGAGGAGAACAUCCUGGAUCAGCGACUCUUCGCUGCUUUCGAGGAGAGGGAAAGAGAGAGAGAGCAGUUUGGUCCCAAAAAGAGGGGCCCUAAGCCAGAGACAUUUCUUCUAAAGGCCCGGGCCAAAGAGAGAAACAAGCCAUAUGAGUUCCGUAGAGAAGUCUCAAGGGCAGUUGGUCAGGUCUCGUAUACCCCCACAGAGUGCAUCAUUACACCCAGGGCCCGUGAGGGGCUUCGUGCAGUUGUGCCCACUCUGUAUCCACCCGGCGCAGUCAACAGAGGAGAGACUGUCCCUGUCGGAUAUACAGAGUUUGACAGAAGGCGCAGGUCACCUAUAACUGACGCAGAAUUGACGCCCAAAAAACGUGGGCGAAAAACUAAAGUGUCUUUAGAAAAGCCAGAGGUCAGACGCAGCAGGUCACUGGAGAGUCCAGCAUCAAGGCCCUUCCAUUAUUCCGCAGAGACGUCGGAGCACACGCUCAGCAUGCUGACGAAACGCUUUGAAGAGAAGACCACGAUCACCCCAAAGUGCAGCGUGUCGUACGCGUGCACGCUGGGACGCACAGGGGACAGAACUGCAGUAAACAGAAUGUCUCUCCAUCCCCUUAAACAUCACCCCGCCAUCAUCCCCGCACUUUCAGACCCGCACGAGCACGCGCACGCGCCUCCCCAGCACUGCUCCUCGUGGAGGCCGCCGCUGACCCGCAUGGACGCUGUGACCGUGACUGACGUCACUAUGAAUUUCUUAACAGUGACCAUCCGAGAGAGCACCACGGCAAAGGGCUUCUUCAAGGACAAGAGAAAAGGGGUUUCUGGAGCAGAGACCAAAAGCUGA